UGUACCAGGGAUAUCAGACGGCAUUUGUGUCGGACAAUGUCAGUCCUUUUUUUGUAUUUGCAACAUGGGUCCUUAUUUCUGUCUGUACAUGUUAGGAGUAACUCUGAUUUCUGGGAGGUUGGUAGUCUGUGAUGUUACAUCGUCACUCUGUGGAGCUUAUUUACCUGGGGAUAUUGUCAUCGGGAUUCUGAGCUCAGUCCACUCUAAGUUCACAACAUUUUAUGCCUCAAAUCGGCCAUACACACCAUGCGCAGACUUUAAUCUAAUAUCUUUUGUACAAUCUUUGGCGAUAAUCCACACCAUUGAAACGAUCAAUAACUCAAGCUUUCUGCCUGGAAUUCAGCUCGGAUAUCUGAUGUGUGAUCCAUGUGCGUGUGCGUCCAAAGCCUUGCAUUGUGUGGAGCAUAUGCUUGCGGUUAAUGGGUCACUUCCCGUUCUCUCUGACUACUCAAACUUCAGUUCACCCGUGAAGGCAUUUUUGGGAGAAAGAUACUCUGAAUUAUCCAUUCCUGUUGCUAAACUGCUCAGUCUCUACAUGAUUCCUCAGAUCAGUUGUACUUCUUCGGCACCCAUACUAAGUGAUAAGUUGCGUUACCCAUCAUUCUUUCGCGUUAUUCCAAGUGAUAUAUACCAGACACAAGCACUGGCAAAGCUCAUGAGGCACUUUUCCUGGGACUGGGUUGGAGUGGUGACCCUAGACGAUGACUACGGCAAUGCAGCACUUGCGAACUUUCUACUGGCUGCAGACAAAGUAAAAGUGUGUGUAGAGUUCCAAGAAGUGUUACCAACCAUUGAUACAUCUGAGCAGAGCAUUAAGAAGGUGGCUGAUCGCAUUCGAUCCUCUAGUGCCAAGGUUGUGCUGCUCAUUUUAAGAAUAAAAGUGGUGGAGAUGCUCUUUAAAGAGAUGAUUAAGACGAGCACUAGUCGUACCUGGAUAGCCAGUGAUGCCUGGUCUACGGCAGGCUCCUUAAUGAAGAUGAAGGACAUAAACAAAGUAGGAGACAUUUUAGGUUUUACAUUUGCCACUGAUGAGAUUCCAGGCUUUAAAGACUAUCUCCAGAACCUGAAGCCAAGUUCAGGAGCAUGGAAUGACUUCAUCAGGGAGUACAAGCAAAUGAGAUUCAACUGCACUGCUGGUCAAAAUUCUGCGAACACAUAUCCAUCUGAUUGCAACCCCCAAGAGAUGAACGAUGACUUCCUGCUCAGUGCUGUGGAUCUCACAGCUACAUAUAAUCAGAGAGUUGCAGUCUACGCCAUAGCUCAUGCCAUCAAGGAAAUUCUGGAAUGUAACAACUCUGUCUGUCCUGGAGAUGCCAAUUUUCCACUAGAGAAGCUAGUGGCCAUUCUUCAUGAGACAAACUUCACCCUGGACAACCAGACAUAUUCUUUUAAUAAUGAUGGUGAUUUUGACAGCGGCUAUGAUCUCAUAAUGUGGAAAAACGCCAGUGAUGUACGAAUACCCAAUGUGGUGGGAAAAUUCCUCAUACUCAAGAACGAUGUGGAAGUCUAUGAGCACAAUAUCCCAUGGUCCAACAACACGGUUCCUUUGUCUAGGUGUUCAGAGACUUGUCCCCCUGGCACAGAGAAGAGUGUGUCAAAUAUUUCCUGUUGCUAUACCUGUACUAAUUGUAUUGAAGGAUACUUUUCUAACACGACAGAUCAAGACACGUGUCAUAAAUGUCCAAACGGUUUUUCUUCUCUCCCGGGUUCAUCAGAAUGUCAGGAGUGGAAGGUCUGGUAUUUGAAGUGGUCUGACCCAUAUUCCAUCGUGGUGAUGAUUGGAACAGGAAUCGGCAUACUGCUACUGAUAUUCUCAUUCGUCUUUUUCAUUUUACACAGAGACAAUCCCAUCAUCAAAGACACUUUAAUAUAUUCUUGUAUUAUGAAUUUUGGGCUUAUUGUGAGUUUUGGAGGUGUCAUCAUUUUUUUAGGCAGACCAUGCAUUCAUCACUGCAUGGCACAACAGGCCAUGUACGGUCUCGGAUUCACGCUGUGUGUGUCCUGCAUUCUCACGAAGGCUUUUCGCACCUUUAUUGCCUGUGUGGCCUACGAUCCACACACACAGCACAAGUUGCAAAAGAUAGAUAAGCCAUUUGUCAUCAUAGGCCUCCUCACUGCUAUACAGGGUCUCAUUUGCAUCUUCUGGUUUGCAUUUGAUCAGCCGGGCGUUGAGGAGACAGAAUCAAAAACUCAGCAACUUACCAUGAACCAUCUGUGUACCCAAGGUGCAUCCAUGGUCAGUUUUGGAGUGAUGCAUGUAUACAUCGCAGUUCUAGCUGUGGUGUGUUUCCUGUUGGCCUUCAAAGGCAGAGAUCAUGAGACCGAGCCUAUCGUCUUCAGCAUGCUCAUCCAUCUGUUUGCUUGGCUUUGCUUUAUUCCAGUCUUUAUCACGCAGCAUGAACUGCGGCCCAUUAUCCAGAUCUCAGCCAUCAUGGUCUCCAAUUAUGGAGUCAUCUUCUGCCACUUCACCCCAAAAUGGUUUAAGAUUAUCUCAGAAAAACUGGAACACAAAAAUGCAUUAAAGGUCACAGGCAGCCAGUCAACAGAAACAGUUUCGCAUUCAGAUAUAAGUUCUGUUUACUUAGGAAGCUCAGUGGAUUCCUUACCAUUGCCAAGCCCAACGUCUCCAACCAUACCAGGCACUAAAGGGGUUGAAAUAUCUGGCUGGGAUAAUGGACUAAACAUAGUUGACUCAGAUGACUCAAUAACAAUACCAAGGACAACGUCACCAGAACAGCUCAUUGUUGGAGAUGAUGAAAUGUUAGAUGUGUAUAAUGUACUGAAUACAGAAAGCUCAGAGGACACAAUACCAAGCACAAGAUCAACACGAUCAAGUACUAGAGACAGUGACAUGUCCUGUUGGGAUAACGGACUAAACAUAGGUGACUCAGAUGACUCAAUAGCAAUACCAAGGACAACAUCACCAGAACUGUUCACUAUUGCAGAUGAUGCAAACAGCUCAGAAGAUACUGCAAAUACAACAAUAACAAAUACAGCAAAAUUCAUUAAUGCAGACUCUGAAAUGCCAAUCUGGUAUCACAGACAGAAUAUUGUUUCCAUUAGACGUCGGCGAACAAGGAGUUUCUAACCCACUACAACGAAUGAUGGACUUGUUCAACAAAUCAGUUAUGCAUAUGCAAAAGGGCAGUGAGACAAAAAUAAUCUAAUCCUGCAUUUCAUCAAAGGCAUUUUCUACUUUAAACGGAAAAUCCACCAUUAAUAAUUUGCAUAUUAAUGGGUUCCUAUUGGGUUGCAAUUAAACCCUAAUGGGUUGCAAUUAAUACGGGUUCCUACAUCACCCACAAUGCUGUUUGACUACCUGCUGAUAGUGGUGCGGUGGGAUUUACACUCUCUACCUACAGAAAGAGACAUAACAAUGCUUUCAUCCUUUCAGGUUGAUUUAUACCUAUGCAAGCAUGUCAGGGUCUUCUGUGUGGACACUCAUAUAGUGUGAAGCCUUCAUACGUACAUAUAACGCGUCCAUUAGUGAUGCAUGAACCACACCAGAUUUCCUAAAAAAAAAAAAAAAAACAAUUUUUAAUGUAAAAAGUGAAAGCAAAAAAAAAGAACAAAAACAAAUGCCUUAACUUUUUUGAAAUGUUCAGGGGAAAAAGAAACCUUGUAUCAUCACUUAUAAACCAAGUCGAUACUGACUGAAAGCAGUUCUAAAGUGUUUUCACUUUGCCUACAUUGUGUCAUUCUACUGAGUCAGUCUAAACAGAAAAAAGCUGCUUCUUUUUUUUCUUUUUUUUUUUUGUCAGUUUCUGUAUGUAUAAUAUUUUUAAUCAACUACACUUUCAAAAAGUAGCUCUGGAACACAAACACAUCCCCAGCCUGAGGAAGAUGGAGAAUAUUGGAUGUGAUGU
Ictalurus furcatus (blue catfish) is the source of this 3866-nucleotide messenger RNA. Its product is annotated as G-protein coupled receptor family C group 6 member A-like. The transcript is spliced from 6 exons. Gene Ontology annotation, biological process: G protein-coupled receptor signaling pathway. Gene Ontology annotation, cellular component: membrane. The record is from RefSeq and is a predicted model, not a curated record. Gene Ontology annotation, molecular function: G protein-coupled receptor activity. Lineage: Eukaryota; Metazoa; Chordata; Actinopteri; Siluriformes; Ictaluridae. Bases 65 to 3088 code for a protein of 1007 amino acids.